UAUUGGACGUUUCAAUUUUAAUACUCUUUGAUCUUCCUCUUCAGAGUCUUAUCUAUAUUUCUAGAGAAAUGAUAAUUAAAAUUAAAUAGUUUAUAAAUUGAUGCAAAAUUGGUUGUAUUCUUAUUAUAUAGAAAUAAAAAAUAAGUAACUUUUAAAUAUUUUUGGUAUGCUUAGGGUACGGCUUAUCUUUGUAAUUUUUUAUAAAUUAGAAUAUUAGUAGUGUUUCUUCACUGUGUGAAAUAUUCUGAUGUGGCCCAAUCAUAAUCAUGUUUAGUGACAGUAGUGCCUAUUGUUAAUUAUCAUUCACAAAAGUUACUUUAACAGUUUUAAUAUGCAAUUGUUGUGAUCGUCGUUAAACAUGGCAUAUCAGACACUGUUACAAGAAUAUAUGCUCGUGCCUCCUGUAACGAGAGCUUACACAACUGCUUGCGUGAUUACUACAUUGGCUGUACAACUCGAUCUUGUAUCACCAUUCCAACUUUAUUUUAAUCCGAUAGUUAUCCUGAAGAGAUACCAAUUAUGGAGACUAAUAACAACAUUCCUAUUUUUUGGAAACUUAGGAUUUAACUUUUUCUUUAACAUGAUUUUUACAUAUAGAUAUUGUAGAAUGUUAGAAGAAGGAUCAUUCAGAGGAAGAACUGCUGAUUUUGUUGUUAUGUUUAUUUUUGGUGGAGUGUUAAUGAUUUUAUGUGCUUUCUUUGUAAAUUUAUUAUUUUUAGGGCAAGCUUUUACUAUUAUGAUAGUAUAUAUAUGGUCAAGACGUAAUAUAUAUGUACGAAUGAACUUCUUUGGUCUGAUGAAUUUCCAGGCACCAUACUUGCCUUGGGUCCUUCUUGGUUUCUCGGUCUUACUUGGAAAUGCAAUAUCUGUGGAUUUGGUUGGAAUGGCCAUUGGUCACAUAUAUUUCUUUAUAGAAGAUGUUCUUCCCCGUCAAAGAGGCGGUCAAAAAAUAUUAAAAACACCAAUGUUUUUAAAGAAAUUAUUUGAUCCAGCCCCUGAAGAGCCAGAUUAUGUACCUUUGCCAGAAUUGGCUAAUAUCCGACCUGGCGGAUUUAAUUGGGUAAAUCAAAACCGAAACCAAAAUCAAAAUGUACCAGAAAAUGAUGAAGGAAACAGAUAAAAGUGAUAAUAUUAUAUUAAAUAAAUAAAUAAAUGAAUUAAUAUAUCAAGCCAAAUGUUAAUUUUACUAACUAAUCUAUUUUCUGUACAGAUUCAAACAAAAAUAAGAAAAACCUAUUGUAUGUAAA
Melitaea cinxia (Glanville fritillary) is the source of this 1247-nucleotide messenger RNA. It is a transcript of the gene Der-2, whose product is annotated as derlin-2. The coding region runs from base 359 to 1120 and encodes 253 amino acids. Gene Ontology annotation, molecular function: ubiquitin-specific protease binding; misfolded protein binding. The transcript has 5 exons. NCBI's taxonomy places the organism in Eukaryota, Metazoa, Arthropoda, Insecta, Lepidoptera, Nymphalidae. Gene Ontology annotation, cellular component: Hrd1p ubiquitin ligase ERAD-L complex; endoplasmic reticulum membrane. Gene Ontology annotation, biological process: endoplasmic reticulum unfolded protein response. The record is from RefSeq and is a predicted model, not a curated record.